UGUUCCGCCAGCAUGCCGCUGCUGCCGCCACCGCUGCUGGCGCUGGCGGUGUCAACUCUGCUGGCGGGUUGCUUCGCCGCUGCGCCGCCAGGCAACGACAGCGAAAUCGACCCCCUGCUUUUGCUCACCACGGACGAGAUAGCACGCAUGGACGGGUACGACUCGGAGAAGCACCUGGUCAAGACUAGGGACGGCUACCUGCUGACGUUACACCGUGUGAGGAGUCGCGAGGGCCCCGCCAAGAGGCCCCCUCUGCUCUUGCUGCACGGACUGUUAUCUGGCUCCGACGGGUUUGUCCUCGGGGGCCCCGGCCGCUCUGCAGCAUAUGUGUUUGCAGAUGCAGGCUAUGAUGUGUGGCUGGGCAAUUUUCGUGGCAACUUCUAUUCCCGGAGGCACGUGUCCCUCUCUCCAGCUGAAAGGGCCUUCUGGAUGUUCAGCUUCCAGGAGAUGGGCGAGCAAGAUAUACCCGCCAUGUUGGAUGUGAUGUUCGCAACUACUGCUGCACGGCGCACCUCUGUUGUCUGCCACUCUGCCGGCUGCACUGCGCUGCUGGUCAUGUUGGCACUGCCGGCAAGCCGCCACUCCCGUGCCAUCCGAAUGGCAGCAAUGCUAGCACCCGCAUACAUACCUCAUCCUUCGAUUUUCUCCAACAUCUUGACACCAGGGUUAGUGAAAUAUGUAGAUCAACAUGGCCCAUAUGAGAUACUCCCCCGUUCCAAGAGUUUGCUGAUGUUACUUGAUAGGCUGUGCAGUGUCCACUCUCGUUACCUCAAUGUCUGCAAACUUAUCAUCAGCAUCUCCACACAGAAAGAACCACAAGACAUGAAUAACUCAAGACUGUCAUUUGAUAUUGCACACCUGGUUGCUGGAGCAUCAGUAUAUUCAACAAUACAUUUCAGACAGCUAAUAAAAUCAGGCCAGUUUAGAAUGUAUGAUUAUGGAGAAGAGGACAACAUGAAACAAUAUGGUCAGCCAGAACCACCUCUGUUUGAUCUCAGCCAGAUAACAGCACCCAUUUCGAUCCAUUAUGGCCACAAAGAUACAACAGUAACCCGUAAGGAGGCCGAGAGGUUAUUUGGUGCACUUCCUCUGCGCAUUGGAUUAUUUGAAGUGCCAGAUAAAAAGUUCACUCAUAUUGACUUCCUUAUUUCUGACAAUGCCAAAGAAGUAUUGUAUGAUAAUUUAACUAAGAUAAUAAAAAGUUAUUGACAAAAUGGGUUAUGUUAAUCAAAACAUUAUUUAGUAACAUAUUACUGAAAUGCUGGAAAAUUACAAGGAAAAAGUCUGAGUAGUGCAGUAGAAUAUAACCAGAGUAGUUACAGGAACAUAUGAAACCUUUCCAUACAUGAUUCUUUCACUCACAGACCCUCAUGACCAGUAUAAAACGUAUAACAGUCUGAAAAAAAAAGAUUCUACUAAAAGCUUAAUGGAAGUCAUCCAAAGAGAAGAUAUUCAAAUACAUACUAAAUUAUGCUGGAAUAAAACCAUUUUUAGAGCAAAUGGAAUAAAGAAAUGUAUGACAGUGAAUUUCAUAUUUCUUAUUAUUGAAACAGCGAUGUUCAACUUUCCAUGCCUUACAUAAAUUGAAUCAGGCUGUGCACAUGAACAGAAAACAUAUUCAUUACUCCCAGUCAUAUGUUUCUGUGGCUCAGUCUGGUUAAAUGGAAAAGAAAGAAAACUGUUAGAACACAUUUAUAAAAUGCAUGGUAAUUGCGUAUACAUCCUAAUCUCCUUCUCCCCUCCUCCCAAUUCCAUCAAUCUCCUCUUUCCCCCUUUCUGUUUCCAUCUUCUCCUCUCGUACUUUCUUUGUCCCCUUCUCCCCCUCUCUCUGUCCAUCACCUUCUUUCCACUUUCUAUCCUCCCACCCCUGCAUCCA
Schistocerca gregaria is the source of this 1876-nucleotide messenger RNA. RefSeq names its product lipase 1-like. Gene Ontology annotation, molecular function: hydrolase activity, acting on ester bonds. Lineage: Eukaryota; Metazoa; Arthropoda; Insecta; Orthoptera; Acrididae. The record is from RefSeq and is a predicted model, not a curated record. The transcript has 8 exons. Gene Ontology annotation, biological process: lipid metabolic process. Bases 13 to 1209 code for a protein of 398 amino acids.